This is a messenger RNA of Rhodotorula toruloides NP11, 1845 nucleotides long. RefSeq names its product long-chain acyl-CoA synthetase. NCBI's taxonomy places the organism in Eukaryota, Fungi, Basidiomycota, Microbotryomycetes, Sporidiobolales, Sporidiobolaceae. The record is from RefSeq and is a predicted model, not a curated record. The transcript is spliced from 10 exons. The coding region runs from base 1 to 1845 and encodes 614 amino acids.
AUGGACUACACGCCACCACCGCCAAAGAGGACCGUACAGCAGACAGACGCCAUCCUCUCGGCCCCAGGGUCCCCCUUCGAGUGGGAGGUGAAGCGAGUCGGAACUCGCACCGUCCGCGUGUACAAGAACCUCCCGCCCUCGAUUCGCGACUACUGGCUACAAGCAGCUUCCCCCUUUGCAGACAAAGAGUACAUCGUCUACGAACAGGAACGCCUGACAUACGCAGACGCUCACCGCCGGGUCUUGCACCUCGCGAGUCUCCUCCAUGCUCGGGGAGUCAGAAAGGGCGACCGCGUCGCCAUCGCCAUGCGCAACAUCCCCGAGUGGAUCAUCUCCUGGUGGGCCUGCCACAUGCUCGGCGGUAUCGCCGUCGCCCUAAACGCCUGGCUUCCUACCUCCGCCUUCUUCCACUGCAUCUCCGUCACGUCCCCCACCGCCAUCCUCGUCGACCACGAGCGGCAGGACUUGCUUGGAGAAGAGGGGGCGAAGAAAUUGAGAGACCAGGGGACUAAGGCGGUGUUUGUGGUUAGGACGAGGGAGGCCAAGAGGGGAUUUGAGAGGUUGGAUGAGGCGCUUGAGCGACAUGAGGUGAUGGAGUUGCCGAAGAUUGAGAUCAUGGAUGAGGACCCCGCUACCAUCUUCUUCACCUCCGGCACGACCAGUCUCCCCAAAGGCGUCCUCUCAACGCAGCGUCAAUACCUCUCCAACCGGUGGAACACGGCCGCAGGAGCUGCGCGCGCAUUCCUCCGAAAGGGAGAGAACAUCCCGGCGCCGGAUCCGAACGCGCCGCAGAGGUCGUUGUUGUUGACGGUGCCGCUGUUCCAUGUCAUGGGCAACCAGUCCUUCCUCGCGCUCCUCACGGCCGUCGGCGGCAAAAUCGUCCUGAUGCACAAAUUCGUCCCCCAACUGGCCGCCUCACUCGUCCUCUCCGAAUCGAUCCUAUCAAUCGGCGGAAUCCCCAACAUCGUCUCCCAGAUCCUCGACGAACUCGAUCGCCUCGACGCCUGGGAUCGUGUCAAGCUCGAGGGACUGAGUUACGGUGGCGGACCGCCGAGUUCGCGCUUGCCGCAGGAGAGUAAGAGGAGGUUGCCGAAUGCGAGUGCGGCGCAGGGGUAUGGACUUAGUGAAGUCAAUUCGGUCGCGACCGGGUUCUCGGGGGACGACUAUAUCAUGCGCCCAACCUCCUGCGGCCUCCCCCCACCCGUCGUCCAGCUACGCAUCAUCGACCCUUCCUCUCCUCAACCCGCCUCCGCCGCCCCCUCCCUCCCAACAGGCACGGUCGGCGAAGUAUGUAUCUUUGGACCGAAUGUGGCGCAGGGGUAUUGGAGGGACGAGGAGAGUACGAGGAAGGCGUUUGAUCAAGAGGGGUGGUUUAGGUCGGGCGACCUCGGCUACGUCGACGAAGAAGGAUUCCUCUACAUCGCCGACCGCGCGAAAGACAUCAUCAUCCGCUCGGGCGAGAACAUCUCCUCCGUCGUCGUUGAAGACGCGCUCUUCCAGCACGAUGCGGUCAAGGAGGUGGCGGUCGUUGCGGUCCCGUGUGAGAAGCACGGAGAGCAGGUUGCAGCCGUGGUCGUCCUCCACCCUCCCUCUCACCCCUCUCGCACCUCCACCGCCCUCCCACCCCCGACCGAGUCCUCCCUCCAAUCGCUCGUCGCCUCCCGACUACCGAAACACUGCAUCCCAGCGAUGAUCCUCUUCCCCUCGGAAUGGGACACCCAAGAAGGCUUGCCGAAGAACGCGACGGGAAAGGUGUUGAAGAAUGAGGUUAAAGGUGUCGCGAGGAGGGAGUGGGAGAGGAGGGGGCUUGGUGGGAAAGACGGAGGGGUCAAGGCGAAGCUCUGA